AGUUGUGCACAUAAAUGUAGUUCGUCAAGUGAAAAUUUUUAUUAUCAAGUACAUACAUGUUUUAUUAAUAUUUGACCAAAAUGACGUUUCACAUGGGAAGAAGUUGUCCUUCUGAAACAGUUUCUAUAAAAGAACAGAUUACACAAUACCAACGUAAACACAAUAAAAAUCCGAUAAUAAUCAUCGAUUUGAUGUACUUUGAUCAACUUGGUGGUUAUUUGCACCGAAAUAAUACCGCUGGUAAGAUGCGUGACCUCUGUGGAAUCUCCCGACUCCGGAUUAAGGAAUUAGAAGAAUUUGUUGCGAAAUUAAAAAAAUUUGGGGCGGAGCUAAUAUUCAUAACCAAUGGUGCUUACAUGGAUAUCAGUGGUCAAACCGUACCGGAUGAAGACGACUCUAAGAAUAGCAGUAAGGAUUGGCGCUACGUACUUCAGAUGAAUAUCAUAGAUCGUUUAGGGCUUGCUCAUUAUAGCCAUGUAGCAUCCGAUGCCAAGUUUAUUCCAAUCGAACGGGUCUGGACAGAAUCGAUUUGUAAGAUUGCGAGAAAAUCGGGAAAAGUCUUGUGGGCUUGGGAUAAUUCGCGACACCAAGAAAUUGCCAAAUACGCCUGUGUGCACCAAGCUAUGGCAAUUAUUUCGAAAAAUUUUGUUUUGUUACUGUACAGUGGAAUAGAGUUUCCAAAGUACAAGUUAUGGUCGAUGGCCGAUUGUUCAACGACGAAUAUGGAAAUUGCCGAGUUUGAUCCGCUGGUUGUUCGGCGAACUCUGCGACUAUCCUCCAAACAGACACGUGUGUUGGCUGCAUUAUACGGUUGGUAUAAUGAAAGUCCCACAUUCUAUGAUUUUCUGGAGCGCAUCAAAGUGCUAAACUGUCCCCAGACACUUUUUCGAGAUAUCACCGCCUAUGUUAAAAAGACUGCCGCUAAUCUUCAAGAGAUGGAUUAUCUAAAAAUCGCUCGUGACUUAUUCGGUGAACAAAAAUACAUUGAUAAAUUCGCUGACUUCAAGGCCGUUUGUAAUGGAUACAAUAUUGACUCGAUUGUUCUUUCUAGUGAACAGAACAACGAUUCGGUUAGCGUUCAAUUGAAAAGGCAGGAUUCCUUCAAUUACGAUAUCUAUCAUGGAAUAGCAUUCACUUGCUCGAUUACUUUCGUCGAUUAUCGCUACUGGCAAGACCACGGAAUAGAUCUGUACGAAAUAUUUGUUUCCUUUUAUGAACGUGUUUGUGGUGUAGUUUUACAGCACAAAAAGGACCGCUCGCUAGUUCGACAUGUUAACGUCAAGCGUAACCACAUGGAACCCUACCAGACUGUAGAGCUGAAACCGGAAUAUCCGACGGAUUUGAUUAUUCCUUCCUUAGAUUACAUGUUUUCGCUUGCGGGUCAAGCAUUGAUCGUUAUUCCUGACUUCAACGUUUGUUUACUGGAAUUUGUCAUCGGGAUGCAACUGGAUAGGAUUGCACUGGGCUUUUUCAUUAGGACCGACCAACGAUCCUACUUCCAAGAUAGUGUUACAUUAGCAUUCAUGGUGUCUCUGCAUAUGAUCGACAGAAUUGAAGCGGAUAUAUUUUUGAUAGCCAUACACAAAUGUCGUUGCGAUUCGGAGGAUGAGGUCCCGUUGCCGGAGAAUUUGCACCUUCGAGCACUUCAUUUGUAUUUCACCUAUGUCAAAAUGCGUACGUUAAUCAAGCACAGUUUUUAUUGUGCCGGUUUGGAUGAUUCAUUCAUGGAUGAAAGUUAUCUGGAUGGAGCUGUUUUUCAAAACAUGUUUCAAAAGUAUUCUGUGGAAGGUAGCACUGCGGAGUUUAAUAAGGACGUCAGUAAAAUCACUCGUUAUCGUUUACAUUGAUUGUUGUAUAUCCAGUUGAAGACUAUUACGCUCUCGAGUUGCCCAAUCUACACACCUGCGCAUGAACCUCCCUCGUAAAUUAGUAUUUUUAAUGUCGGCUGGGAGCUGGUUCCAUAAAGCAAUUGCUCGCACGAAAAACGAAUCACGAUAGUGAGAAGUAAUGAAUUGUGUCAAAACAAAGCUUCUGGUACGUGUGCUUCUGAAAAACCUGAA
Wyeomyia smithii (pitcher-plant mosquito) is the source of this 2060-nucleotide messenger RNA. RefSeq lists its product as uncharacterized. The record is from RefSeq and is a predicted model, not a curated record. Lineage: Eukaryota; Metazoa; Arthropoda; Insecta; Diptera; Culicidae. The transcript is spliced from 6 exons. Bases 81 to 1847 code for a protein of 588 amino acids.